CUAAAGAUCAAUAUUCAAGCAAUCUCCUUUAGUCUUCCUGUUCUUUUCAUCAAAGGAGGCUUAAACCUAUGGCAGGAGGCAUUGGAAGUGCGAGGUAUGAUGAGGAGUUCACAACAGGUUCACAAGGGGUGAGGCUGUUUACUUGUCGAUGGCUGCCGGAGAAACGAGAUCCGAAAUCUCUGGUUUUUCUCUGCCAUGGAUAUGGCAUGGAGUGUAGCAUCUCAAUGAGAGUCACCGGUACUCGAUUGGCGAAAGCUGGUUUCGCCGUCUAUGGAAUCGAUUACAGAGGACAUGGCAAGUCCACUGGCUUGCAGGGCUAUAUUCCAAGCUUUGAUGAGCUUGUCAAUGAUUGCUCUAAAUAUUUUACAUCUGUUUGUGAGAUGAUGGUAAACAGGAAUAAGAUGAGAUUUCUACUUGGUGAAUCCAUGGGAGGAGCUGUUGCUCUUAUGUUGCAUAGGAAGAAACCAUCCUUCUGGCAUGGUGCGGUUCUGGUUGCUCCUAUGUGCAAGAUUGCUGAAGAGAUGAAACCACAUCCACUGGUCAUCAAAACCUUAACAAAACUGAGCAGUGUUAUUCCAAAAUGGAAGAUAGUUCCUUCCAAAGACAUCACAGAGAGCGCAUUCAAGAAUCCAGAUUGGAGAGAUGAGAUUAGAAGUAAUCCUUUUUGCUACAAGGGGAAGCCUCGCCUACAAACUGCCAAAGAGCUUCUCAUGAUCAGCAUAGACAUUGAGAAGAACCUUCAUCAAGUCUCAUUGCCUUUCCUGGUAAUUCAUGGUGGCGAUGAUACGGUGACAGAUCCGACAGUAAGCCAAGCCUUGUACGACACCGCCGAGAGCAAAGACAAAACCUUCAAAUUAUAUCCAGGAAUGUGGCAUGCACUGACAUCUGCAGAGUCUCAGCAGAAUCUCCAUCUCGUCUUCUCUGACAUUCUGGCAUGGCUUGAUGAGAGAUCAAUGAAAAUAAGCUCGGUAUCAGAGAUGGAAAACAAGCCUGGUUAUGACAAACAAAGGGUGAAACUUCCGAAAUCUGUGAGAACAGGGGCACCAAAGAUGCGUUGAUGCAGGAAGCAUUUUUAUGUUGGUGUUAUAAAGAGGAUGUUUUGACAUUUGUCAACAAAAUGCAAGCUGAUUAUUCUCUCAGUCGAAUUCCAUGAUUUAAGCUUCUUUUGGUAGGGUUUUUUAUUGUUUCUUAAAAUGGAGUUAUAAUUUUUUACUAAAAUUUUGUUUUAAGAAACAAUAAAAAAGUCAUCCAAAUGAAUUCUUAAACAUCUUUGAUUAUGUUGUAUUGUGCUGUUAUGUUCUA
Dendrobium catenatum is the source of this 1302-nucleotide messenger RNA. RefSeq names its product caffeoylshikimate esterase-like. Lineage: Eukaryota; Viridiplantae; Streptophyta; Magnoliopsida; Asparagales; Orchidaceae. Gene Ontology annotation, molecular function: lipase activity. The coding region runs from base 69 to 1058 and encodes 329 amino acids. The transcript has 9 exons. The record is from RefSeq and is a predicted model, not a curated record. Gene Ontology annotation, cellular component: membrane.